This is a messenger RNA of Acanthosepion pharaonis, 576 nucleotides long. The record is from the annotation of a GenBank genome assembly. NCBI's taxonomy places the organism in Eukaryota, Metazoa, Mollusca, Cephalopoda, Sepiida, Sepiidae.
AUGUCAACAUUUAGUCUUGACAAUUCAUUUGCAAUUAGAGCAGAGCGACUUUCUGGUCGACCACUGUCGGGCGUGUCCAGCAUGGUCCUGAUGUUCCAGCAUGCUACAUGUGGUGUUUUGAUACUCUUAGAGGUGGGUGUGGACCUUUUCUUUACUGACGUUCGACCGCAUGAGAAGAGGCCCGUUGACCGCGGCCUCUCUCCAUGCGGCGCAAGCGGUGCUGUUCCUAGAGAAGUCUGCUUGGUCAAUCAGAGUGGCACUGUGACUUCCAGUUACAUCUUCCACCUGCUGUUUUCGGUCCUUUCCCAUCGCUACAGGGCCUGGAAAGGAUUGCUAGACGCGAACGUCUCUCUCAGGCCUGCGCAGUGGAGUUUUUUUAGUUCAUAUCUAUCUCUCUCUCUCUCUCUCUCUCUAUCUAUCUAUCUAUCUAUCUAUCUAUCUAUCUAUCUAUCUAUCUAUGUAGAUGGGAUUCUAUAUCUCUUUUGUGAGUUUGCUGCUGGUGAUGGUAAUUGGGCAGGAGCGGAAGACUGUGAUGCACUGGAAGUGGGCACCUUUUUAAUGGGGACAUAUUCAUAG